Dipodomys spectabilis (banner-tailed kangaroo rat) is the source of this 938-nucleotide messenger RNA. It is a transcript of the gene Dbndd2, whose product is annotated as dysbindin domain containing 2. The record is from RefSeq and is a predicted model, not a curated record. The transcript has 3 exons. Gene Ontology annotation, biological process: negative regulation of protein kinase activity. Gene Ontology annotation, cellular component: cytoplasm. The coding region runs from base 1 to 486 and encodes 161 amino acids. Lineage: Eukaryota; Metazoa; Chordata; Mammalia; Rodentia; Heteromyidae.
AUGGAUCCAAAUCCUCGGGCAGCCCUGGAGCGCCAGCAGCUCCGCCUUCGAGAACGGCAGAAAUUCUUCGAGGACAUUUUACAGCCAGAGACAGAAUUUGUCUUCCCACUGUCCCACCUGCAUCUUGAGUCACAAAGACCCCCCAUAGGUAGUAUCUCAUCCAUGGAAGUGAAUGUGGACACAUUGGAGCAAGUAGAACUUAUUGAUCUUGGGGAUCAGGAUGGAGCAGAUGUGUUCUUACCCUGUGAAGAUCCUCCACCAACCCCCCAGACAUCAGGAGUGGGUGACCAUGCAGAGGAGCUGAGCCUACCAGUGCCCACGCCAGACAGGACCACAUCCCGGACCUCCUCCUUGUCCUCUGACUCCUCCACCAACAUGCGCAGUCCAAAUCCUAGUGACGGUGGAGCAGAUACACCCUUGGCACAGUCCGAUGAGGAAGAGGAGGACAGGAGUGAUGGAGGGGCAGAGACCAGAACCUGCAGCUAGCAGUGGGUCCCUCCUGCAGACGGACACAGCUGGCUGUUCUCCCUGUGAGACCCGAGGCCAGCCAGAGCACUCUGAGAGAAGACCACACACUAGCAGUUGGCACUGGGAAAGGAGAAUGGGGGGAUAUUGUAUCUUUCUGGGAAUUAACCUCCUUCUGCUUUAUUGCUAACCUUUUCUUGCGGCAACCCUCCCACCAGUUUUGGUUUAUUCCUGAGGUAGGACUUGCAACUGAGUAGAUGGAAGAUGAGAUAGGACAAGAUGCACUUCUCUUCUUAGCGUUCCUCCCUCCUCCAAACUGUCCUGUAGUCUUCCAGUAGCGUUUCCUCAACCAGUGUCUCUCAGUGGACAUGAACUUAGCACUCUAAAUGAGGUGUGUGCUACUCCAGCUAUCCUGCCUCCUUGUUUUUUUUGACAGGGCACGGUAUAAAUAAUAAAUAAUAAUAUACCAACCA